AUGCUAAAUCCUCAGCAUACUAACAAUCGAAGUCCAUCUUUGGAUCACCCUGUACACGACCUCCGAGAUGGAAGUUCCAUAGGCUCAGCAACCGAAAGACGCAGUAUAUUGAAUGCUGGGGUCUCUGCGCCAGGUCUGACUCCACGAAGUGAAGCGGCAAGAUCUCGUGGAGCCAGCCCAAGUGAUCGGCAAAAGUCGAGAGAAUACGUACAAUCGAUUAUUGCCCACUCACGAAGAUAUACCGCAAAUUCCUUGUACCCAGGACAGAAUUACCUGGGUCUGGCCGCAUGGCUUCAAGAGGAGACGCACGAGAAGUCGAUCCUCAACGACAGACACAAGGUAGCAGUUCUUCAUUGCUUGACCGCUGAUGGACCAACCCAGAUCCAACAUUAUGCACAUCAGGACCUGGAACGUUUCUCGACGCAGAUGAGGUCAGAGAACAAAAUCAACAAAAUCCUCUUCUUGCGAGGGUAUGCUAGCCCUGACUGGAUUAGCAUGAUCGGUGGAAUCUGCCGAAUAGAUCCCGAGUAUUUCAAUCGUCACCUUGCUUUCAUGACAACUUUUGUCUAUCGAAAUACUUUCUCAAAACCGUCUUUGUCGUCUACCUGCAGAAACAUCAUCACCCUCCGAAUAAAUACUAUCCUAGACGGCUACUCGCAGCGCGAUGCAUUUAAGAAUCUUGCGGCAAGACGAAUAUCCGAAGCCGCAGACUUGAAUACCUAUUCUCGGUUAUACCAGCGGACCGCUAGCUAUGGCGAUUCGAUUGUCAAGGGCUUCUAUACGUUGGACGAACAAUACUCCAUCCUUGAACAGGAGAUCUCUGUAUGUGUUCGUGAAAGCAAACAGGGUUGGCUCGCUUUGGUUUGGUUAGACGUCGGAAGAGAUCUUACACUUGGGCCGAAAGGACCGUGGCUGUCACAUCAUGUCCUAAGCGGCAGUGCCAACUCCCUCCCUGUCAUACAACAUCAUGUCUCAAUGGUAACAAAGCAAACAUACACCGAACGUGCCAACACUUCCAUAGACAGUUUUGGCAUUUCGACGUUGAGCGAUUCUGCGAUACAGCAAAGCACAAUGCUCCUCCCAUUCGAUUUCAACUCACUCGCUGACAGUGAAACUGCCAAGCAAGAUGUAUUCUACGCCUUAAAUACAGUAUUCCAGCACGCCGCUUUUUCACACGUUCAGCUCAUCAACCUAAUGGAGUAUCAAAUCGACAAAGAAAUGGGUAUUCUGGCUCGCGAGCGCGACCGAAGCCACUCCCUAGACAACCUCCAAUAUUUCCGCUCAAUUCUUGACAGGUAUGUUCGCCAGAUAAGAGACGUGAUAUGCGCAACCAAAUCACAAGGACGUGGGGGAUGGCCGUCAGCGAGCGAUACAAAAGGCCAAAGCAAAUGUUCUUUGACGGUGGACCGACUUUUGGAGGACUACGAUGGCUUGCUAUUGAGGGCUCUGGGACUUUGUGAGCGUUGCACAGAGGGUAUGGGUAUCAUGAUGAACCGGGCCGUUGUAGCUGAGUCCAAGAAGGCUAUUGACCAAGCCGAAAGACUGAAAAAGCUUACACUGCUGGCAUCAUUUUUUAUUCCACUGUCUUUCAUAACGUCCCUUUUCGGCGCGAACUUCUCCGAGUUUGCACCGGGGAAUUACCUAUCAAUAUGGUCCUUCUUUGCUGCAUCCGUACCUGUGCUGUUACUAACCUACUGCUUUUACCUCUGGGACGUCGGAGCAUGGUUUGUAUGGUUGAGAGAAUUGGCUCGAGUUCGUGUUCGAAGGUGA
Molecule: messenger RNA, 1770 nt
Organism: Endocarpon pusillum Z07020
Lineage: Eukaryota; Fungi; Ascomycota; Eurotiomycetes; Verrucariales; Verrucariaceae
Exons: 3
Coding region: 1-1770 (589 amino acids)
Biological process (GO): metal ion transport; transmembrane transport
Cellular component (GO): membrane
Molecular function (GO): metal ion transmembrane transporter activity
Source: RefSeq, a predicted model, not a curated record